Messenger RNA from Hydractinia symbiolongicarpus, 645 nucleotides. RefSeq names its product barrier-to-autointegration factor A-like. NCBI's taxonomy places the organism in Eukaryota, Metazoa, Cnidaria, Hydrozoa, Anthoathecata, Hydractiniidae. Gene Ontology annotation, molecular function: DNA binding. The coding region runs from base 147 to 419 and encodes 90 amino acids. The transcript has a single exon. The record is from RefSeq and is a predicted model, not a curated record.
AAAUAGUCAUUUUGUGUGCUUUUAGAUAUUUCUAAGCGCAUUAUAUUUUUUUAAUUCGCUUACACAUUCUUUUCUUUUAAACUGCGGAAGUUCUGUUAAAAAUAUACACUUGCAUAAUUUACAUUUCAGAGUAGGAAAUUAACAACAUGUCUACCACUUCACAAAAACAUCGCAAUUUCGUUAGCGAACCAAUGGGCGAUAAGGAGGUGACUGAGUUGGCUGGGAUUGGACCUGUGCUUGGUGAUCGCCUGAGAGAGAAUGGUUUCGACAAGGCGUAUGUCGUACUUGGUCAGUAUUUAGUGUUAAAAAAAAACGAAGAGAUGUUUACAGAAUGGCUGAAAGAGGUGUGUAAAGCAAACAAAAAACAAAGUAGUGACUGUUGUGGCUGUUUAAAGGAUUGGUGCGACGCGUUUUUGUAGUUGCCAUGUUUUUUAGGUGUGGUAUACAGAGAAGCACGAUUUUGAAUAUUUGUAGACAGCACUUGUUGCUUAGUAGCAAUAUAAAACUUAGUGGGUAUGAUUUUAAUGGUAUGCCACUUUUAUUCUCUUGUAUGAAGCUGUGUUUAUUUAGAAGUCGUUUUCUUGAAAACGAGCGGAUAUUGUCUUUAUUUUAGCUGUAUAAUAAUAAAAUUUAUAAAGAAAUUUA